AUGAAUAAGGUCCCUACUCGAGUCGAUGGCAGAUUUAGGCUGGGAAAUGUUCUGGGGUCUGGCUCAUAUGCUGUUGUGUACCAUGCACAAAACUUCAUCAAGGAUGAUUCAGUAGCUGUCAAACUUGAACCCAUCAUCAACCACUUGUCCUCUGUGUGGAAUGAAUACAAGAUUCUGAAACAACUUGCAGGCGGAGUUGGGAUCCCCCGUGUCUUUUGGUUUGGCAGAGAAUCAACAUACCAUGCUUUGGUUCUUGACUUCCUUGAGCCGUUGUUGCAUGAUAUCUUCAUUGCGCAUGAUCGAAGAUUCAGCCUUCACAAUGUUGUGAAUCUAGGAAACCAGUUGCUCUCAUGUCUCGAAUACAUCCACUCACACAAUUUUGUUCAUGGUGACAUCAAACCCCAGAAUAUCUUAGUGGGUCUUAAUGAUUUGAAGCACACCACCUUCAUCAUUGACUUUGGUAUUGCAAAGGAGUACUGCAAUACUUCAACCAGAACCCAUAUACCAUUUUGCCAAGGUCGUUGUCUCACCAGUACACCUGCAUUCGCCUCAAUCAACAGUCACUUAGGAGUCGAGCUGGGUCAUCGGGAUGAUCUUGAGUCCCUCACAUAUACGCUGAUAUAUUUCUUGUGUGGCUCCCUCCCAUGGUUAACCAGCGAUCAUGAGAAGCUCUCCAACUCUUCCAUGAUUGAGUGCAAAGUAAAUACUACUGUUGAAGUUUUAUGUCAUGGAAUUCCCAUCGAGUUCGCAAGUCUUCUGAUUUACACAUGCUCACUUGCAUUCUCGGAGGAUCCUGACUAUGACUAUCUUCAUUCAUUACUUCAUGCCUCUGCCCACAUAAUAGCCCUGGGCCACUACCUGCAACCGCUUCCACUCCACACUGCACCAAGGAACGUGUUGUUGGAUGAAUCAUGA
This is a messenger RNA of Suillus subaureus, 915 nucleotides long. RefSeq lists its product as uncharacterized. Bases 1 to 915 code for a protein of 304 amino acids. The record is from RefSeq and is a predicted model, not a curated record. NCBI's taxonomy places the organism in Eukaryota, Fungi, Basidiomycota, Agaricomycetes, Boletales, Suillaceae. Gene Ontology annotation, cellular component: nucleus; cytoplasm. Gene Ontology annotation, biological process: signal transduction; peptidyl-serine phosphorylation; endocytosis. The transcript has 4 exons. Gene Ontology annotation, molecular function: protein serine/threonine kinase activity; ATP binding.